GAAAGGCACCUGAGCAUCGAUUCAAUAGACAUGCAUAAAACAGUUAUUUCUGAUCACUACUUGAUUGACUUGUUUAAGAUCCUGUUUGAACACAUUUACAUUGUUUCAUUUUAAUUUGAUUGACAAUGUUCGUCAAUUUAGAUUGGCUUAAACCAAAAUAUGUUUUACUUCGAUCGGUUUCUUCCUCUUUCAUUAAUUUUCAUGAUAUAAGUAUAUAAAGAGACUGAUUUUCAAUAAAAUUAUGCCUUUGAUUCCAUAAAGAUUACCAACUUUACUUGAUCAACUAUACAAAUAUUCAUAACUUUCGAUUGAAAGCAAUUACUUUGAAAUUCUGGUUCAGAAUGCUCGUCAAACUAUUUCUUUUAAGUUUUGUGUUCUUUUCCAUGCUCAUAGAUGAUAAUCAUUCAGUUCAAGCUCAAAAUGAAGUUUUGAGAUUUUGCCGGACUACAGGCUGUGACACCCGAACUCUUCAAGAAGUAUUUGACCAAUGUAGAAGAGUAUACGGUAGUAAUACAAUCCGACGUGAACAAUGUGAUGGAGGACGUUUUCGCCAUACAUGCUGUACAAGACAACCUCGCUGUCUAGAUUUUCCCUGUACAAGAUCUGGGCAAGCUAUCGGCGAAAUAACAAGGAUUUGUCGUCAAGAAUUCGGUGAACAACCUCUCAGAAUCACGGGACGAACUUGUGGUCAAUCACGCACUCAAUAUCGAUGCUGUACAAGGCCCUGAUCCUUUCCAAAAAAUGGCUACAGCAUUUGGAAGAAUUGGUUGGUUUGCUUGAAACGAUGAACUUGGAUGGACUAAAAGAUAAAUGAUUUAUGGUCAAUAGGAUUAAACAAAUAAUUAUAUGUUUGAUGUAAUAACCAGAAUAAGAUGCAUCUUAAAACACUUCU
Molecule: messenger RNA, 892 nt
Organism: Tetranychus urticae (two-spotted spider mite)
Lineage: Eukaryota; Metazoa; Arthropoda; Arachnida; Trombidiformes; Tetranychidae
Source: RefSeq, a predicted model, not a curated record